Colletotrichum chrysophilum is the source of this 1413-nucleotide messenger RNA. RefSeq lists its product as uncharacterized. The transcript has a single exon. Gene Ontology annotation, biological process: mitochondrial translational initiation. NCBI's taxonomy places the organism in Eukaryota, Fungi, Ascomycota, Sordariomycetes, Glomerellales, Glomerellaceae. The record is from RefSeq and is a predicted model, not a curated record. The coding region runs from base 1 to 1413 and encodes 470 amino acids. Gene Ontology annotation, cellular component: mitochondrial small ribosomal subunit. Gene Ontology annotation, molecular function: structural constituent of ribosome.
AUGUCUGCCCGAUUGACGCCCGGAGGAGCGCUUCUGCGCUCCUCGCGGAUGUUCACCAUUCCGAAUCCGCUUCCGCAACCCGGCGGCGAGGCUGGUGCCGUCGCUCGCCGCCUCUCCCCCAGCGCGACGACCGAUUAUCCCACACAUCAAGCCAUCACUACCCCCGAGUCCUCGAGGAAACUCGGCGACUGGGGUUUCAAGCGCUCCCUUCCCAUCCAGAAGACGAUCAAGACCUCUACGCCAAUUGUGCGAGUCAAACAGAUCGAUACCAUCGAGGGAGUUACCGACUACAAUUCCGCCGCCGACCACGCCAUCACUCUCCAAAAGUUCCAGGAGAUGAACCUCCCCGUCUCACUACCCACCUCGAACAGGGUUCGCCUUGGAACCCUGAAUGCCGCCCCCAAAUCCGUCUUCGAGGACGAGCAUGACUUCACAACACUGGAGGAUGGUGCCGCCGAGGACAACAGAUGGAAAUUCCAGGGUCCUUGGCUCGCUGGUCUGACCGAGGGCGAAUUCGACCGAUACCUGCGCAAGAGCGUCCGUAGCAAGCGCGAGGAGUUCCGAAACUAUCUCAGGGAGGUUCUCGCUGAAGACAUCAACAAAGACAGACGUCAAGCUGCUCUUGACAGAGGCAGCGAGGCCCCGGAGCCGGUCACAGCCAAGGACAUCACCGAGGACCAGGUCCUUCAAUACCAGCGCAAGAUACGCGCCGACCGCGUACUUCUCUUCACCCACAUCAGCAAAUUUCUGGAUCUUGCUCCUCUCCAACCACCCCCCACAGCGAAAAACUUCGUCGACGUGACCCAGAACACCCGGCCUAGCACAUGGGCAGAAGUUGGCCCGCCAAUGUCCCACCCUUCCGCCGGUAUCUCCUACCUGCGUACUUCGGCCUUUGCCGAGAACCACCCCGUCUACGGACCGCAGGCGGAACACACGCCCGUGUUGGCGCGUAUUAUCGCGCCGCGACAGGGCACCCAACACGCCAAGCUUGGUGUGGCCGGUUUCGUCACCGACGUGCCCCUGGGCGACAACGCCUUUAACGAGAGGUCGUUCAGAGGCAACCACAAGAACCGCAUUGCCGGCAUCACCUCUUUCGAUCCCGAUGUGAAGGGUGGUGCAAAGGCCUACGUCAAGCCAGUGUCGGCAUGGAUGAGCUCUGUUGGCCGCAUUCUGAUUGGCCUUGAUGCUGCCGAAGGGGAGUCGCAAUCAGUCCUCAAGGAGAUGACCGGCAAGGAGCAAAUCUACAAUGACAAGGACGUCUCCAAGAUUCCGGUAGCUGAGCCGAGGGCGCCGUUCGCGGGGCUCAGGGGAGCCGCUGCCGCCGCCCCUACGCCGUACUUCCGCACACCUCAGCAGCCGUACAAGCCUGAGCAGACUGGAAGCAAGGAGACCUAUGGCAUUGACUUGUCUUGA